Phaedon cochleariae (mustard beetle) is the source of this 6507-nucleotide messenger RNA. The record is from the annotation of a GenBank genome assembly. Lineage: Eukaryota; Metazoa; Arthropoda; Insecta; Coleoptera; Chrysomelidae.
UUCUAACCCCCUAAAAAUAGCUCUCAUGUAAAUGUCAAAUUAAAGACAAAAAUAGAACUAUUUGAUGAUAAAAAAGUUCGUAAGACGAAGUUUUCAUGCGGUGAAAGUCACAUCAGAUUAGACAAACUGAAACCCUAAGAUUGUUCAUACCUAUUCCUGCCCUACUGGCAGUUCUCCUGAACGAUGGUUGUUAGCCGCAGAGGUUCCCAGUUGUUGAGGUCUACCAAAAAUGUUACAGUGUCCUCCAACAUUCUAUUUGCAACUAGUACCACCUACAGAAAUUCAUUGGAUAACACCAGGCAAAAUUUGAAACCCAAAAUAUAUUCCAGUAAAGACAGUCUAGUGAAGACAUGCUGUGACUGCAGAAGGUUUCAUUCUGAUUAUUAUGAGCAGUCCAGGGAUACCAGGCCAAGUUCCACGAAAUUAACUCCUCAAGAGCUCUACAUCUUUGAAAUCUAAACGAAUUUUAUAAGCUUGUUCUAGAAAUCAUAUUGUCAAUAAUGAAUGAUCCAAAGAAAAACAUCGUAAGCAGAUGCGAAAUUCCUGCAGAUACUUAUGGAUUAUUUACUGGAAGCUUAACUCUCCUAUUGUUAUAAAUUCAACAAAAAUUGUGAGCAUCAUGAUUUCAGCACAUUCAUCAAAAUGUUUCCUGCGAAAAUGAUAAUGUUGAAAGUGAUAGUCACGGUGGUGCUGAUAUCUGUGAAUUGCCAAGCAGUUCCAGAUCCAAACCAAAAUGGAGCCGUACCAAUUGUGGAAAACAACCUGAAUGAUAAUUAUUUGAUAAAGGUCCUCGUAAACACUGCCAUCAACUCACAAAGUGAAAAAUCAGCAGCCCCGAAUGAAGAAUAUGGGGCAGCCAGUGAAAUCGUGGUAUCCUUAGUGAAGCUAGUGAAUUAUGAAGCUGGAGCUGACCUCUUAGAAAUCUCAGACAAUCACCUGAAAAUCAGCACUUCAGCGAUUGGAGAAUUACUCAAAACCUACAAUCAGGCUUACAUCCAAAACCAGUACAAAAACAAACCCUUUAUGGCCAUUUCUGCCACCCUCUCGACCAACAACAGGAUAAAAGAGAUUGUGGCAACAUUGGAAAAUCUGCUUGGCAACACUUCACUUCCUUUAAAACUAGCUAACCAGCCUAGUAGCUUAACUAGAUCUGAUAGAGCCAUCAGUGUACCUAGCAUACUCAGGCCAUUUUUGAAAACAUUGCUCGAGCCAGUACAGGCAAAUUUCAACAACAUUCUCAACAAUGUCACAGCAAUUUUAGAGUCCUUUUACACUACUGAAACUCCAACGAAUCCGAUUCUAGCAAUGAUUUCGAAUACCACAAAUACCCUCAUUGACCAAGCAUCUGGUGUGGUAAAAACAGUACAGUCGACUGUGAACAAUUUCUUUUCCGAAUUGCUCAAUGGUACUAGCUCUAACACUACCACUAGGCAAGUCAGCUUCAUUUCAAGACAAGAAGUGUCUUACCAAAGAGCUAAUGUUGUCUCUAACAUAUUCAAGAAGAUCUUAUCUUUCUUCGUUGGGAUCGUACAAGGCUUCGUUGACAGUUACUUUGAUAGUAUCAUAUCUCUCCUCAAGGAAUAUUACAUAGCAGAAUUGCCAAAGAAUACUAUAGCAGCUGCCAUAGCUAAUGUUACUAACAAGGUUGUCUUGUUUGCUGAAGCAAGAGUGACUGCUUUGCAAGAAAGAAUAGACAGUGUUUUUACGAAUAUUCUUGAUGGUGGUAGUACUAACACUACUAACAGUACUAACACUACUAGGCAAGUCAGCUUCGAUUCAGGGAGGUUUGAGCUAUCUGAACAGGACGUUCUUCUUCAAAGGGCCGACAGCAGCUCUAACUUUUUCACGAAUAUUGUGUCCAAUAUUGUUGGUACGGUACAAAAAUUAGUUGACAGUUACUUCGAGGGUAUCCUGUCUUUGAUUAAAGGAUAUUAUGUGGUUGAAUUGCCGAGCAACUCGAUAGCAGCUGCUAUAGCAAAUUCUCUUAAUAAUGUUAUACUAUUGGUGGAGGCCAGAGUUACUGCUUUGCAGGAGUUGGUUGACAAUGUUUUUUCCAAUAUUUCGAAUGGUGGCAGUUCUUCGAAUUCGACUGAUUCUGAUAUUUCGAAUUCGACUGAUUCCAAUAGUUCGAAUGAUAGCAUUCCUUCUAAUUCGACUGGGCAGGUAGAUCAAAUACUCCGUGCCAACGAAUACUCUCAUGAAUUCAACGAAGGUUCUGUCAAAUCGUACGAUUCAAAUCAGUUAGCAUCAAACAAUCCUAUAGAAGACACCAGAUCUGAAGCAUCAUGUUUGUUAACUACAGGACUGCUGGUAGGCGUGUUCGACGGUCACGGGGGCGGGGCGUGCGCACAAGUCAUCGCCAAGCGACUCUUCCACUACGUCACCGCCUGCCUGUUGCCCCACGAACACCUUGUACACUAUCUGUCUUCGUUGGCGGGGUCUCAAGCGACGGAUCUCGUGCACAGCUACAACGACAAGGUGCAAUUCGUGGAUGACGUCAGGGAUAUUUACGCUGAUAGCUUCGUCAAGUUUCUAGGAGAUUUGUCGGAGCUGGGCCCCCACAAGACCUUCGAGAUGCGCAAAGCGAUCGAGAAGGCGUUUUUGAGGCUGGACGAGGAUUUGUCUACGGAGGCUCUGCCAGAAAAGGGGCAACCGCCCAACUUGAAGACGAUGUCGGUGGCGAUGUCUGGCGCUGUGGCGUGCGUCGCCCACGUGGACGGGCCCCAUCUGCACCUGGCUAACGUGGGAGACUCCUGCGCCGUUCUAGGUACGCUCUCCGAAACGAACGCUUGGGUGGCCAAUAAACUAACCGUAGAACACAAUACUUACAACCAAUCCGAAGUGGAAAGGAUAGUCAAAGAACACCCUUAUAGUGAAGCCUUAUCUGUGAUAAAAAUGGACAGGUUGUUGGGGCAAUUAGCUCCCCUGCGGUCCAUGGGAGAUUUUAGGUUCAAAUGGAAAAAGGAGAUAAUGACGGGCCUCGUAGCGAAACAUUUCGGCGAACACGUCAUCCCUCCUAAUUAUCAUACCCCUCCGUACCUGACAGCUCUACCUGACGUCACACAUCAUCGACUGACGCCCAGAGAUAAGUUCCUGAUACUCGCCACUGAUGGUCUGUGGGACGUAAUGACACCUUUACAGGCAGUCCGACUGGUGGGUGAGCACAUGAAAGGCAAAGUGACCUUGAACCCCCUGAAGCUGCCCAGGAAGAACAUGCGGCUGAGCGAGAUCAACGAGAUGCUGCUGCAGCGCAAAGAGGGCCUCAAAACCAAGCCAAAGGACUCCAACGCCGCCACGCACAUAAUAAGGAACGCCCUUGGGGGUACCGAGUUCGGUAUCGAUCAUACGAAAAUAUCGCAGUUGUUAACUCUUCCCGAUGACGUGGUUAGGGUUUUUAGGGACGAUAUUACCGUGACUAUCGUUUAUUUCGAUUCUGAGUACCUGCGCCACUGUCCCGCAUGAGAAUAGGUUAGGUUUGUCUCUUCCUUCUAGAGUUCCUUAUUGUCCUUGACACUCAUUGUGUUUUGGCAUUUUAGUACACUUAGAGGACAGACCUCACACUAAAUAUCAAUAGAUUCAUUCAUAAUAAUUUAUUAAAAAGUGUACGCCAACAAUUCCAAACGCCAGACACGGAUUGAACAAUGAAAACGCGAAUGGUGGGGAUAACUCUGCGAAAUUAUUGCCAAAGAAUUAAUGGUCUUUGAAGAACACAUUGGGGAAAUGAUUAAGAUGCAAGUUUGUACUGUUUCUAACAUAAAAAAUGCUGCUGCAGCACAAAGAGGGUCUCAAAUCGCUGCCACGCACAUAAUAAGGAACGCCCUUGGGGGUACCGAGUUCGGUAUCGAUCACACGAAAAUAUCGCAGUUGUUAACUCUUCCCGAUGACGUGGUUAGGGUUUUUAGGGACGAUAUCACCGUGACUAUCGUGUAUUUCGAUUCUGAGUACCUGCGCCACUGUCCCGCAUGAGAAUAGGUAGAGUUCCUUGAUUUGCUGGACACUUAUUUUGACGUUUUUGUAUAUUUAGAGAACGGACCUCAGACUAAAUAAUCAAUAACCAUUAUUGUUUUCCCACCAUUCGCGAUUUCAUUUAUUUCAUAUUAUCGAUAUGAUAGUCUGACGUUGAAGGUUAUUUAUUAAUUUUUCAAUUAUAUAACAAAAUUAUAUAGUAUUCAUGACAACAUCACCAACUGUGUAUUAUAAAAAUGGUGAACAAUAAUAUUUUUAUGAAAUUAUACACCGCGAUUAAUUUAUAAAUCAUUGAAAAGAGUACACCAACAAUUCAUAACGCCAGAGACGGGUAAGUGAAUGAAAUCACGAAUGGUGGUGAAAACUCUGCGGAAUCCUUGCCAGUGAAUAGAUAGGUUCUUCCCGAUGACGUGGUGAGGGUAUUUAGAGACGAUAUUACCGUGACUAUCGUGUGUUUCGAUUCAAAGUACCUACGGCACUAACCCGCAUAAGAAUAGGUAGAAUUCCUUGAUUUACUCGAUACUUUUGUUUUGACGCUUUUGUAUAUUUAGAGUACGGACCUCAGACUGAAUAAAUAACUAUUAUUGUUCACCCUUUAUAUACACAGUUGGUGAUGUUGUCAUUAAUACUAUAGAAUUUUGUUAUACCAUUGUGAAAUUGAUAAAGAACCUUCAAUGUCAGACUAAAAUAUCAAAAAUAUAUAAUUUCGUUAUUAAACGACUACACUAAGUGGGAUCCAGCCCUAUAUUUCUGUAGGCAGAAUCCUACAUGAUCCGGCUCGAAGGACCGUAUACGCGAAAAUGAUGGAAAUUUCGAAAUAUCUGUUCGAAAAAAAAAACAAGUUCUACAUCCAUGGAAUGAUAUUCAUCAUAAUCAUGAUAUUGGUUCUAUCGCCCAGUGAAGCUAGGACAACAUACCAAAUUUGAGUAAAAUCUCAUGACCCGUUUCAAAGUUAUGAAGCAAAAACUAUUCGAAAAUUGUAACUUCAGAGCCGUCUAGCGCCCAAACUAAGGUAAGUUUGCUUGUAUCGGAUUUUUUCAGUCUGAGGAAUAUGUGGUUAGUUUUUAUAAAGACCUUUUAGGAAUACCCUGUAAAAUAAUAUAUGGAUCUUCCACUGACUGCACAAAUUUUGACUGGUAGAAGCUGAAUGUGAAUAAAAUAUUCAAUUCAAAGCUAGCCAAACUUCUAAGUUGAUGAUUUUCAGGAAAAAUGACAAAAAAAUCAUCAAAAAUUUCAUGAUAUUCAUACCCAUACCCUCAGAGCAUCUGUUCAUCUGAGAGAAUUUGAGGAUGCAAAAUAUGUAGGGUGAUCCAUCAACCAAAUAUGUAAAAUGGUAAGAGUGUAUAUGGCAAAUGUAAUUUUUGACGUUUUUUAUAUUUGCUUAAAAUUCUGCGUUACAUUGUACAUGAAUUAUUGUCAGCUUAUUGCUGUGAUAUGUAGUCAAUUUUUCUUGUGAAACUCGAUACUAAAAGGAGAAACAUUGAUCAUCAGUUGUUGCAUUAGCACACCAUUUUUACUGCAAAUUAUUCCUGCAUUAUUGAAUUUAUUAUAAAUGGACAGCACUUUUUUCAUUUCAAAAUCCACCUCUCACGGUUUUCAAAAUCCAAAAUAUCUAUUAAAUCGUGCAUUUCAUCCUGUAUAGACAAUCAGUUUCAAUAAAAUUGUGUCACUUCAGAUGGUACGAGAUGCUACAGCUAUUGCCAUCAAGGUCUUGAAUUAUUUACAAAGUGAUGUAUCCUAUUUUCAAAUAUUAGACAUAUUGAUUUGAUAUACUCACCACAUAUUAUAAGGUUUGAUUGAUCUUGAUUGGACACCCCCAUAUAGAUAGAUGGUCUGAUUUUCAAAUGCUUAGUAGUUUUUUUUUGAAAAGUUACGAUCCCAACUUUUGAUUUUUAAGUGGGAUGCCCUGUAUCGUAUUCCAUAAUCGGUUAGGGAUUGUCAUGACGAAUUCAUCGAUACCGAGUUUGAUGGGGUUAUUUCAAACGAUUACGCAGUUAUUCGCGUUCUAAGUUUCCAUAUGCUCAAUGAGUGUGACAAAGAAAGACGUUUUGAUAAUGAUGUUGCGAAGUCACACCCAUUGAGCAUAUGGAAACUUCGAACGCAAAUAUUCUUGUAAUCGUUUGAAAUCCCGGUAUCGUUGAUGAAUUCAUAGCGAUAAUCCCUAACCGAUUAUGGAAUACAAUACAGGGUGUCCUAUUCAUAAAUCAAAAGUUGGGGUCGUUUCCGGUGGAACUUGAAUAGAAGGAAAAUUGUUUCAUCAAUUAAUGAGCAAUUUGGAAUACUUGCUUACCCACCAAUUUUCGAAACCCUAUCUAGAAUAAUUCAAAAGUUACAAUCCUGACCGUUUUUUGUGCACUUCUCUAUAUAUGUACAGGGUGGCUGGAAUUCGAGCCUCAUCAUUGGUAUCUCGUAAACCGAUACAGGGACGGUUAAAUUAUGACAAAGUUGCGCAAUUUGAUGCCUAACAAAAUGCUGUUCUGAAACUUGGAAAAGUCCGAAUACUUUCGUAGAUAUCCGAAAAAAAUCGAAAUUUCAUAAAAC